AUGAGAGUUUGUGUGAUAGGUGCUGGAGUUAGUGGAUUGCCUUCAAUUAAAGCUUGUCUUGAACAAAACCUAGAGGUUGAUUGUUAUGAAAAAACUUCGAGUAUUGGGGGACUUUGGAAUUAUAGACCAAAUGAGGAUAAUGUUGGGGCUAAUGUUAUGGCAUCAACUGUUGUAAGAUUUAAUUUUUAUAGUCAACACUCUCUAUAUUCCGAAGUUGAGGAAGAGUUUGUAGUAGGGUGUUGGUAUAUAGAGAUUAACAACAUACUGGAUUAUCUUUCUGAAAGAUACCCAUAG
Molecule: messenger RNA, 294 nt
Organism: Meloidogyne enterolobii
Lineage: Eukaryota; Metazoa; Nematoda; Chromadorea; Rhabditida; Meloidogynidae
Source: the annotation of a GenBank genome assembly